This is a messenger RNA of Myripristis murdjan (pinecone soldierfish), 1206 nucleotides long. It is a transcript of the gene gpx8, whose product is annotated as glutathione peroxidase 8 (putative). The transcript has 3 exons. NCBI's taxonomy places the organism in Eukaryota, Metazoa, Chordata, Actinopteri, Holocentriformes, Holocentridae. Gene Ontology annotation, molecular function: glutathione peroxidase activity. The coding region runs from base 23 to 655 and encodes 210 amino acids. The record is from RefSeq and is a predicted model, not a curated record. Gene Ontology annotation, biological process: response to oxidative stress.
GUCCGCUUCUUCCCCCUCCAAGAUGGAGGCUCUAGGGGGCUACCCUACCAAGACCUCCAACCCAAAAGCAAAGAAGCUGACCGUCCUGUUAAGCAUGACAGUCGGCGUGGGGUGUUUGUUCCUGUUGCAGACCCAGCUGUUCAAGCCGAGCAAACCGAAGGACUUUUACUCUUUCGAGGUCAGAGAUGCCAAGGGGAGGACGGUGGCCCUGGAGAAGUUCCGAGGAAAAGCGUCCUUGGUUGUAAACGUGGCGAGUCACAGCGAGCACACGGAGCUCAACUACCGCUCGCUGCAGGAGCUCCACCGGGAGCUGGGCACCUCUCACUUCAACGUCCUGGCUUUCCCCUGCGGCCAGUUCGGGGACACCGAGACCGGGACCAGCCGAGAGAUAGAGGCCUUUGCCAAGUCCACCUAUGGCACCACCUUCCCCUUCUUCAGCAAAAUAAAAAUAAUGGGCUCUGAAGCCGACCCAGCCUUCAAAUUCCUCACAGAUUCGGUACAGAAAAUUCCCAAGUGGAACUUCUGGAAGUUUCUGGUGAAUCCGGAGGGGAAGGUGAUUCGGUUCUGGAGAGCCGAGGAUCCCAUGGAGAGCGUGCGGAAGGAGGCCACGGCGCUGGUGCGCGAGAUCAUCCUGAAGAAAAGGGUGGAGCUCUGACGGGCUAGGUGACAGACACGGGACACAUCUCCAGUCUCUUAUUUGCUUUAUAGCGAGGAACAAACUGUGAGUGUGAAUGUGCUGGGGUGAUGUCUCACUCUCUGCAGUAUGCAGGAUAACACCGGCUUUAUCCCAGGUGGAAGUGAUGGAGGACGGGCAAAAUCAAUCAGUGUGCUAUUUGUCAUUUGUCUGCAUAAUAUUAUGGAAGGGAAUAGUGACUAUCAUAAUGGACAUUAAACACAAUGACCACUGGUGCAACUGGAGGAUUGUUAAGCCAUCAAACUCCACGCAUUUGAUUUUACAAAUAGUUGUUUGGCUCAACCAGCUCUGCUUACCAUCUUUACUGUCUACAUUAAAUUGUCCUUUUCUUCUGACACCUGGGCAAGGUGAGCCUCUUGAGGUAAAGCACGUCUCUUGAGCCCGUUUGGAGCUCAACAACUGAUGAACAACCACUCGAUAAUAAAAAUGUUUUUCAAAUAUGAAUUGCAUCUGAGUGCUUAGAGCUCAAAGUGUUUUGCUUCAGAUAUUUCAUGUGUGGUCAAGGAGAGAGG